Molecule: messenger RNA, 1584 nt
Organism: Amphimedon queenslandica
Lineage: Eukaryota; Metazoa; Porifera; Demospongiae; Haplosclerida; Niphatidae
Exons: 5
Coding region: 95-919 (274 amino acids)
Source: RefSeq, a predicted model, not a curated record
AUUGUAUUCAUUGCAUAGAUUUUCUAUAAAAAAGGCUGCUUUGUUCUGUAGUAUAGCAUUUGUCAAAAACUAGACAAGAGUAUAUACAUAGAGUAUGGCUGAAUUUGCGGUAAAAUGUCCUUUUUGCCUUUUUCUAUUUCUUAGUAUAGUUCCUGGAAUAUGCAUGGAAGGCAAAAAUUUUGAUGUUCACAAGCAAGGAGGAACAGGGCAAAGGGCACAAUUCCAGUGCUCAUCAUUUACUAGUGUCUGGUCUUAUACAAAUAAUAAUGGAGGAAAUAAGUACUCAGCAGGUGUUUUGACUAAUGGAGACAUCAUGAGUAUUCAAACAGUCGUAGCACAGCAUGAAGGGGUUUAUCAGUGCAGCGAUGGAAAUGGUGGUAUUGAUACUUUUAAUCUCAUUGUAAUGGCUGUGCCCAAGUUCAAAGGCUGUUCACCUGUGAAGAAUUGUAACCUUAGAACAACUACUACAGUCUCAGAAGGAGACCAAAUACCACUCAACAUAUCAAUGGACUAUGUCAAUGGAGGACCAAGUGGCAAAAAGCAAGAAAUUGCAUUUGGCCGGCUAAAAAAGGGCUCCACACCACUUCUGAGCUGUUCCAAAACUGGCUGCUACAAAAUUGGUCGGGCAUCUUACACGCGUAGUAGCUCUGACCCAUGGGACAUAAAAAUGAAUGUCAACAAUGCCGUCUCAUCGGACAGUGGUGUGUACUAUGCAGAGAUAGAUAUCAAUGAAGGCUCUAAUGUCUUCUCAACCAUGACCACUACAUUUACAGUCAGUGUGACACCAACUCCCACAAAGCUGCCUGAACCAACUACAACUUCUACUGCAUCCAGUGCAUCGUAUACUUCGUACUACACUGUUCAAGCAACUACGACUCCAUCUACAUGUACAUGUACAUGUAGCUGUCCUGUUAGCUAAAUCUGCAGCAACAAACUAUUAUUGACAUUAUUAUUAUUAUUAUUAUUAUUUAAGAUGUAUGAAUGAACAAGUGAACAUUUACUCUUUAGUUACCCUUUUGCACUAGUUGCAUUGUCAUUAUUAUAUCUAUUUAUAGAUACAAUCAUUGAUACAACAGUCUACACGAUAACGGUACAUUUCACUGGACAAGAUUUUUUAGGACUUCCUUUAUCAGUUAAUGAUAUUCACAACCAUUAUGUCUUAUGAAUAUAAUUAAAGUGCCCAUGAAUAUAAUUAAUCAUUUAAAUUUCAAAUGCACAUGGCUUAAUAAACUGAUAAUUAGGUGAUAUUUGGCUGAACCACCUAUUUUUGGGGGGCAUUUUCUCAAAAGUUACUUGGCCCAUGACUUCAAGUAUUGCACAGUGUAUUAAGCAAGUGUUCUAAAGUUACCAGACCCUUUCUGGAGUAUGUAAGUGGUCUGUGACUGAUUUGUACAAAAAUCAAAGUUGGAAAUUUUUGAAAAGAUGGAGCAACAGGACACAGUAUAUCUCUCUCUUGUCUGGAGUUGAUUGUACAAGACUAUUUUUAUUAUUAAGAGCAAUGUAUAUUCUAUUAUUUUUUGCUGGUAAUAAUAGUGUAUAAGCAUCUUUGGCUGUCCUAGAAAUGUUUAAAGGCAGCAUACUUCA